AGAGAUCAGAGGAAGCAAUUAAGGAGAAAGAGAAGAAAGGCACGAUGGAUGUUCAAAGAAACUCCCCAACUGCAUCUCCAAAGAAAAAACCUGCCACCCUUCAGCACCUCUUCGAAAUAGAUUCAAAGAAUAAACCUAUAAGUACGCUUGCCAAGCAUCUAUCCAGUGCUGAAAACGAAGAAAUUCUUUCUAGUAUCUCUUUCUGUACCGACAUCUUCACCUUCACCGAUCCUCGUGAAUCUCCUUCACGGCGAGAUCUUAAGCGGGUAAAGCUCUCUGAGCUCCUAUCCACCAUAAAGUCGAAGAAACCACUGAAUAAACAAAUUUUAGCGCCUCUCAUGUCCAUGCUAUCGACCAACCUUUUCCGGCCACUCCCUCCACCUUCCAACCUCUUCAAUAUCACACCUGAUUUACCUGAUGAUGAAGACCAGGUUUCUUCUUUUUCACCAUCAUGGUCUCAUCUCCAAGUUGUUUAUGAUAUUCUCCUACGACUAGUCAUCAGCACAGAUCCUGAGAUACUUCGAGAGCAUGUAGACCAUCAUUUCCUUCUCAAUCUCCUCUCUCUUUUCCAAUCUGAAGACCCGAGGGAACGCGAGAACUUGAAGAACAUAUACCACCGGAUAUAUUUGAGAUUCACUUUCUAUCGUUCAUUCAUGCGGAAAUCAAUGAACAAUGUGUUCUUGCACUAUAUAUUUGAGACUGAGAGGCACUGUGGCGUCGGGGAGCUGCUUGAGAUAUGGGGAACUAUCAUCAAUGGCUUUACGGUUCCACUCAAAGAAGAGCACAAGUUGUUCUUAAUGAGAGUGCUAAUUCCUUUGCACAAGACCAAGGGAAUGCAGUCUUUCCAUAGGCAGCUGGCUUACUGUGUUUCUCAGUUUGUACAGAAGGAGCCUGUGCUUGGAGGGGUUGUUGUUAGAGGAAUUUUGAGGUAUUGGCCUGUCACCAAUUAUCAGAAGGAAGUUAUGCUAAUAGGGGAAUUGGAGGAACUGGUGGACAAUUUAGAUCCUGAUCAGUAUAGGAAGUUGGCACUGCCUAUGUGCACACAGAUUACAAUAUGUUUGAACAGUUGGAACUCACUGGUUGCUGAGCGGGCACUUUAUGUAUGGAACAAUGAGCAGUUUGUGAUGAUGGCAUCACUGGUAGUAGAAGAGGUAUUUCCUAUAAUUGUUGAGGGCGUAGAGAAAAACCUCAAAUGGCAUUGGAGCAAAAGCGUCCGACAAUUGACAGAAAAUGUGAAGGCAAUGCUGGAAGAAAUGGAUCCUAUUUUUUACUCCGAAUGCCUCGAAGAAAUCGACCUCAGAGAAUCCAGAGCUCAUCAAGAAAAGAUCAAGAGGAAGGAAAGAUGGGAGAUAAUAGAAAUGGCAGCAGCCCGGAAUCAGUUCCUCCAACCACAACAUUGCAUAUGUCCCCCAUUGGAGAAACACGUGUAGAAACCUGUGCUGGCAAUCGACUCAAAAACCAUUGAACAUUAUCC
Molecule: messenger RNA, 1474 nt
Organism: Juglans regia (Persian walnut)
Lineage: Eukaryota; Viridiplantae; Streptophyta; Magnoliopsida; Fagales; Juglandaceae
Product: serine/threonine protein phosphatase 2A 57 kDa regulatory subunit B' beta isoform-like
Exons: 2
Coding region: 45-1430 (461 amino acids)
Biological process (GO): signal transduction
Cellular component (GO): protein phosphatase type 2A complex
Molecular function (GO): protein phosphatase regulator activity
Source: RefSeq, a predicted model, not a curated record